Molecule: messenger RNA, 1044 nt
Organism: Trypanosoma theileri
Lineage: Eukaryota; Euglenozoa; Kinetoplastea; Trypanosomatida; Trypanosomatidae
Product: pyruvate dehydrogenase E1 beta subunit
Exons: 1
Coding region: 1-1044 (347 amino acids)
Biological process (GO): pyruvate decarboxylation to acetyl-CoA
Molecular function (GO): pyruvate dehydrogenase (acetyl-transferring) activity
Source: RefSeq, a predicted model, not a curated record
AUGCGUCGCUUUGCUGCCUCUAAAUUUCUCUCUGCUGCCGUUGCCACUCGAGCGUCAACGACGGUGUUUGUGCGUGAUGCCAUUAAUAAGGCCAUUGAUGAAGAGAUGGAACGCGACAAGUCCGUGUUUGUUCUCGGUGAGGAGGUAGGACAGUACCAGGGCGCGUAUAAAGUAACGAAGGGACUUGUGGAUAAGUACGGCACCACCCGCAUUGUCGACACCCCCAUCACGGAGCACGGCUUUACAGGAAUGGCGGUGGGUGCGGCAAUGAAUGGCCUUCGCCCGGUGUGUGAGUUCAUGACCUUUAACUUUGCCAUGCAGGCCAUUGAUCAGAUUGUGAACUCCGCCGCCAAGGGACUUUACAUGUCUGGUGGUCAACUGCACUGCCCGAUUGUCUUCCGUGGCCCGAACGGCGCCUCUGCGGGUGUCGGUGCCCAACACAGUCAGUGCUACGCGCCGUGGUAUGCGUCUGUGCCGGGGCUGAAGGUGAUGGCGCCGUACAGUGCGGAGGACGCGCGUGGAAUGAUUAAAAGCGCCAUUCGCGACAACAACCCGGUGGUGGUGCUGGAGCACGAACUGCUGUACGGUGAGUCCUUCCCGCUCUCGCCGGAGGCACUGGAUAAAGACUUCCUCAUUCCCUUUGGCCGCGCCAAGGUGGAGCGGGAGGGGAAACAUCUCACCAUGAUCAGUUUCUCCCGCGGCGUGGAGUACUGCCUGAAGGCCGCGGAGGUGUUGGCCCGCGAGGGCGUCGAGGUGGAGGUUCUCAAUCUCCGCUCCCUCCGCCCACUCGACCGCAGCGCCAUUCUCGCCUCCGUCCGCAAGACGGGCCGGGCCAUGACGGUGGAUGAGUCCUUCCCCGUGUGCAAUGUGGGGGCGGAGGUCUGCGCCAUCGUGAUGGAGAGCGACGCCUUUGACUACUUGGAUGCCCCAAUGGAGCGGGUCUCCUGCGCCGACUGCCCAACGCCGUACGCGAAGGAAUUGGAAAUGGCCUCACAGCCACAGGUCUCCGAUGUACUCGCCGUAGCACGGCGUGUCCUCAGUUAG